This is a messenger RNA of Angiostrongylus costaricensis, 285 nucleotides long. The record is from the annotation of a GenBank genome assembly. Lineage: Eukaryota; Metazoa; Nematoda; Chromadorea; Rhabditida; Metastrongylidae.
AUGGUUGCUAGUAAUAACGUAAGUCAAGCUGCCUCACCACGUUCCGAAUCCUAUGGUCCUGGAGUUCUGCAAAUGGUUGUUGACAAUGUGUUGAGUGGAUCACCAGCUUCUGUCAAGACAAGAUUGAUUGCUCCAUAUCUUAUGAAAGGUGACAACGUUAUCGGUGGGCCAUCCGCAAUGCAAUCUUCUGCACCAAGUUACGGAUACGAGCCUUGGAAUGUGCCCUAUGCAACGAACCCUCCACUCAGCGUACCUUCAAACAUCGAAAACUCUCAGAAUGGCUAG